CAGUAAUCAGUAUAAUUGAAACUUGUAGUAGGAAUUAUAAUUUGUAUCUAAUAGUUUGCAGCUCGUAUGUUAUUAUAUUUUUGCGUUUAUUUUAUUGUAUCUAUUUAUAAUAAAUACUCAACUAAUUUGUCCAUCCUUAUGUUCACUACACAAGAAUAACAUUUAUAAAAAUAAGAUCAUGUCAAAGAACCAACUACCUUGUGUUUACAUUUAUAGUUGUUGCGACGACGAUCCUUUGAAAACCAUAAAAUCAAUAAGAAAUGAAGAAAAUCUUGAAAUUGAUAAUUAUGAAAAUGAAGAUAUCUUAUGCAACCGUUGGGAAAUAAAUUGCAAGUAUUACACUGCUGAAGUACAAUUUUGCACAUCAAAGAGUUUGGAAAAAUUAUCUGACGACUUCAUAAAAAAUAUAAAUGCUAUCAUACUUCUAUUUGAUGCAAAAAAAGAAAAUGUAAUUGAUUCAUUAAAUAGAUGCAUGCCAUUAGUUAAUCAAAGCCAAGCAGAAGUAUUAAUUGUAUUAAGUGAAAAAUUAGUAGAAUACGAUUCAUCAAAUAAUCCAAAUCAAAACUCCAAAUUGAUAUUUGAUUGGUGUCAAAAGUACCAUUUUGAAUUGGUUAUGUUAGAGGAAGAAGCAGAUGAGAUGGAUACAGUGGGAAUUGAACGCGUAAGGCAUGCUCUUUUCGCACACUACUGGCCAAAUCUUAAACCUAAAUGUGAAAUCACACACCCUAGUACUAAAGCUAUUAUUGAAGAUAGUGUGGUAGAUAGUCAAUUAAGUGGAGGGAUGUCUGAUUUAAAAAUGGACAUCGAGGAUGGAGCUGAACUUGAUAGUAAUUUAUUUAGUGAAAUGUUUGAAGGUGAUGUCAAUUUUUUUAAUACUUUUGAUAAAGUUCAAAAAUUAAAACAACAAAUUUCUUCCAUGCCCGAUGAAGAAAGAAAAGUAGCUGCGGAAAAUGCUUUGACAGAAUGCUGGAAAACAUUUUUUGGCGAUGACAUAGAUUUGUAAUUAUAUAGUUUCUUUUUCAUCUAUUUAAACAUUUUCAUUUAUUAAAUAAAAAUAGUUUAUUAUCUGUAGAUUUUAUUUAAAAUUUAAUAAUUUAUAUAAUCUUAUAAUUUAGUAUAUUAAUGCUAUAUUGCAUAUUUUUAGUAAGAAAUAUACUUCAUUUAUCUAAUCUACAAA
This is a messenger RNA of Adelges cooleyi (spruce gall adelgid), 1177 nucleotides long. RefSeq lists its product as uncharacterized. NCBI's taxonomy places the organism in Eukaryota, Metazoa, Arthropoda, Insecta, Hemiptera, Adelgidae. The coding region runs from base 179 to 1003 and encodes 274 amino acids. The record is from RefSeq and is a predicted model, not a curated record. The transcript has 6 exons.